Molecule: messenger RNA, 1146 nt
Organism: Metopolophium dirhodum (rose-grain aphid)
Lineage: Eukaryota; Metazoa; Arthropoda; Insecta; Hemiptera; Aphididae
Product: zinc finger MYM-type protein 1-like
Exons: 3
Coding region: 1-1146 (381 amino acids)
Source: RefSeq, a predicted model, not a curated record
AUGGGUUCAGUUGAAGAGCCUGAGUUAGAAGUUAAAACAACGCGAACGCCAACUAAAUCUUCUCAUGAUUUAAGUCAUUUAAUGCUGAGAAAUAUGUGUACUGAAACUGAAUCAUCAAACUUGAGUAUUGAAUCAUCGGCGUCAGAUAAAACCACAGUAAUAUUUGAUGAUGAUCCUGGUAAAUGGCCAAAGUUGAUACCCAGUGGUUUAAAAGGUUAUUUCUUAAAUCUUGGUGUUUGUCAGCCUUUCCCUAUGGAGUUGAGUAACUGGCAGUUUCCAAAAACAAAUGACUCUCAUGGCAGUGUUCGUUGUUUUCAUGAAAAAUAUUAUUUUAAAACACAGUCAUGUGGUGAAAUUAUCAAACGUUCGUGGCUAUCAUACUCAUCAUCUCUUGACAAAGUAUUUUGUACUACCUGUAAAAUAUUUGGUUUGCCAAAAGCUCAAAAACUUACAAUUGCCUCAGAUGGGACUGGAGAUUAUAGAAAUAUAAAAAGAAAUAUUGAAAACCAUGAAAGCUGCAACAAUCAUAUUCAAUCUGUUUUAAGUAGAGUAUUGUAUGAAAGUCACAAUCGUAUUGAUGCACAAAUUAUCCAAGGUUCUAAUAUACAAGUUUCUGAAAACAGAGAAAUACUUAGGGUUAUUAUUAAUUCUUUAAUAUUUAUGGCUCGACAGAAUAUUGCACUGCGAGGUCAUGAUGAAUCGACAUUUUCAACCAAUCAAGGAAACUUUUUAGAAUUAAUUAAAAUGUUUGCCAAGUAUCAUCCAACCUUACAACACCAUUUAAAUACAAUUGAACAGCACAAACGAAAUCGACUUACAUUCUUAUCACACGAUACCCAAAACAAACUAUUAAGUAUAUUAUCAAAUAUUGUUCGUUCAAAAAUUUUGAGUGAAGUUAAAAAAGCUGGUAUAUUUUCAGUAAUAAUUGAUACCACUACUGACGUAUCAAAAUUAGAGAAAUUUUGCUUAGUUGUCAGAUAUGUUUUUGAUGGAGAAACCUAUGAACGUCUUCUAUUUCUAACAACCACCCAAGAUGCAUCUGGAUUUGGCAUGUUUCAGGUUUUUUGUAAUAUAACUGAAAACAAUAAUUUGAACUGGAAAGAACAUCUUUGUGCUCAAGAAUAUGAUGGCGCAGCAUCAAUGUAA